CCGGAAGAAGAAAGCGCGCUCGAAAAACCCUCUUGGUUAACUAACGGAAACGUCGCUGCCGCCAUCACAGCGUUGGGCGGAAGCAGGAAUGAUAGACCGAGCGGUUUCCUCGGGAGAUUGAGCGAAGGCGGCGAGAUGCCGUUGGUGUUGCUCUGCGGGCUGCCGGGCAGCGGCAAGAGCCGGCGCGCCGAAGAGCUGCGCGUCGCUUUGGUCUCUGAAGGCGAACGGCGCGCCUUCGUUGUGUCCGAGGCGGACGUGGCCGGAGGCCGGGCUGCCUUGCGGGCGGCGGCCGAGCGGCUGCUCAACCAGCGGGACGUAGUAAUCGUCGACGCGGGCAGCGAGCUGAAGAGCUUCCGUUACGAGCUCUACUGCCUCAGCAAGCACGCGGGGACCCCGCACUGCCUGGUGCUCUGCCCGGGAGGGGGCGCGCUCCCCGACCGCCCUCCUUUGGAGCCGCCGGACUCGCAGAACCGCUGGGACUGGCCUCUCUUUUUGGCGCCCGAGGACCCGGCCGAGCCCCUGCCGCUGCCCGAGAUCCGCGCCGCCCUCUUGGAGCGCCGCCCGCCUCCUCCCAACCAGUCCACGCGCUCCCAGCCGCUCCAAGCCGCCGGCUUCCUUCACCAACUCGACCGCCUGACCCAAGAGGUGCUGGCCGCCGUCAUGGCUGCCCAGAGGGACGGCGCCCAGGCCGGACAGUUCAUUCCGGUGGCGGUGGAUGGGCUAGCAGGAGGCGGCCGAGAGCCUCCAGGCUUGAUGCUUAACAGGCCGGUCAGCUUGGCUGAGCUGAGCCGCCUGCGAAGACAGUUCCUCAGUUAUGCGAAGAUGCACCCGGGAGAAGGCGAACAAAAUCUACCCCAGCUGGGCGGCAUGUUUCUUCAGUACCUGAGUCAAAACCUGCAGUGAGCUCAGCAGGUUCCUCCGAGUAGCAGUUGCUGGCCCUGGAGGAUGCACUUGGGCAGGACGCUUCAUUGAGAUACUUUUUGCUAUUUAAUUUUGGACAGGAAUUCUGUAACUUGCCGAAUUUAUAGACUGCUUUCGAAACUAUUUGAUGAAGACCGAUGGAGACAUGUUUAAAAUAAUGUUUUUCAGUAUACAUCUAUUUAUAUUUGAAUUGCAACUGUCAUUAUUUUUAUACCUUGCCUUGUUUAAAGAAGUUCAUUGGUAGAUUUCAACAUUCAUAGUGAUUCCCAUGAGGUGAAUUGGCAGAAAUAGUGACUGAAUUGAAAUUCAUAAAUUCAGCUUUCUAAUCAAAGAUUUGGUGCAAUCCUGAAAAAUGUGUUUAUCAUUUGGACUUGAUAAGACUAAAAAAAGUUUACAUAAAGAAUAUUACAUUGUGCUUAUAAUAUUUGUCUCUCUGUAUGAUUAACAUUAACAAAAGGGCCUCUGGUGGCUCAACAGGCUAAUGCAGCCUGUUAUUAACAGCAGCUGCUUGCAAUUAUUGCAGGUUCAAGUCCCACCAGGCCCAAGGUUGACCCAGCCUUCCAUCCUUUAUAAGGUAGGUAAAAUGAGGACCCAGAUUGUUGGGGGCAAUAAGUUAACUUUGUAUAUAAUAUACAAAUGGAUGAAGACUAUUGCUUGACAAUAGUGUAAGCCGCCCUGAGUCUUCGGAGAAGGGCGGGAUAUAAAUGCAAAUAAAAACAAACAAACAUUGAAGAGCUGCAAGUUUGGAUUGAUCUUGACUGAGAAGGCACACACAAAGCUCAUCCAUGUGUUGCAUUUUACUGGAUAAGGUCCAGUAUUGAAGUCUGUCAAGAUCCUUCUGGAUCUUAUUUCUAAAUGGUUGGCUAUUCCUUCAAGUUUAGUUGUUUACUGUUGACUAGAUUAUGUUUUGAUGAUUUGAUAGAUUAUAAAGAGUCUUUGUAUUUCUUUGUAUUUUUUCUUUUUCUUUUCUAAACAUUUUAGUUUUCUUUGAUUUCUUUUUUUACUUAAUAUUUAUUUAUAUUUUUUUCUUCCCUUUUAAAACUUUUUACAGAAUUAUAUCUGUGUGCGUAUACUGCUACAUAGCUUCAGUAUUGUCACUAACUUGGGAUUUAGUUCUAAGUUUUAGCAUAAUCUUACUCAAGCUAUUGUGUUAAAUGUGUGGAGCUGGGUAUGAUUAAGCAAAACAACUACCGGUAUUUUAAUGUUCACUUCUCAGUAAAGAGAAUGGGUGCUUUGAUACAUGGCAUUAAAUGACAGCUAAAUAUCUAACAAAUUCAUGUAUUACAAACCUUAUUGUCAUGAUGCCAUUCUUCAUCUAGUUUUAACAGUAUGAAGCAGAAGUCACAAUCAAAAUAGAUUCUACCCUUUAAAAACCAAAUACAGUAAGAAUGCUCAUGAAAAUCUAUACAGUACUGUAGUGAAGUUGUCAUGGGAAUACUGGCUACUAUACCUAGAACUUAGAAGCAUUGUCAUGAUCUCACAAUCUAAAAUGAGAAUCUCAAGUUGUGCAGUUGAAUAUAGUAGAAAAAUCCCAAGUGUUAUAUACAAGCAGUCUUUGGAGAAAAUCAUCAGAUGUAUAUUCUGUAUUACAUUUGGCAGCAAUACAUUGUGGCAACAUUUUCAAACAAAAGAUCUUGCCUGUUUUCUUUUCAAAAAUACAUCUGCGGUAGUAGUUUAUUUAUAUUUAUUUAUAAGUUGUAGAGAAUAUAUCCUGGUCAAAUUUAUAGAUUUUAACUGCAGGUUACAGCAUGACAACACAUUAAUGAAGAAAGUCUGUAUUUGGCCUGUUUUGGUCUGUAUUUGGCCCUAAAAGCAAAACACACAGAAGCUAAUGUAACAAAUUUGUUAGCUUUUACAGUCCUACAUUUCUAUUUUUUAUUUAUUUUGCCAUUAUUAUUUAUUAUUAUAUUUGUAUACCGCCCAUCUCCCGAAGGACUCAGGGUGGUUCACAGCCAAUAAAACAACAGAAAACAUAUAAUACAUAUAAAACAGCAAAAAGAAUAGACAAUUAAAUUCAGUUGAUGCCUUAAAACUUUAAAUACAAAUUUAAAACCCCAUUUAAACCCCUGAUUAAAAAACCCCAAUUUAAACUAUGUUCAAGCUAGUCCUGCUCUUCGAAACAGCAACGUCUUCAGCUCGCGGCGGAAGGACCUGAGAUCGGGGAGUUGACGAAGUCCCAGAGGGAGCUCGUUCCAGAGGGUAGGGGCCCCCACAGAGAAGGCCCUCCCCCUGGAGGUCGCCAGCCGACAUUGUUUAGCUGACGGUAUCCGGAGGAGGCCCUCUCUGUGAGAGCACACUGGUCGGUGAGAGGGUAAUGGUGGCAGUAGGCGGUCCCGUAAAUAUCCCGGCCCUAAGCCAUGGAGCGUUUUAAAGGUGAUAACAAGUACCUUGAAGUGAACCCGGAAGACCACCGGGAGCCAGUGCAGAUUACGCAGGAGGGGUGUUACACGGGAGCCACAAGGUGCUCCCUCUAUCACCCGCGCAGCUGCAUUCUGGACCAGUUGGAGUCUCCGGGUACCCUUCAAAGGGUAUAAUAAUGUAACCAUUUUCACAGAUCUGUCAGUAAAUUACAGACAGAGGUUAUCUUAAUUGCACUAAUUUUAUAAUGACUUAUCUGCACAUUGUGUAGGAUUCUGCAACAUGUUGUAGAAAAUCCACACACAAAACACCUUGAUUAUUGAUCUUCAUUGUGAAAUUGAUUCAAAGCAAAAAACACUGAGUCAGGAUCCAGGAGGAACUUAGAAAUUUUAUAUUAAAUUUGUGACCAGGUUUUAUUGCUUUUGCUGCUAUUAUUAUUACUAUAAAUAUUUUAAUCUGCUUCCAAAACAUACCUUGACAAGGGAAUGUGAGAGUAAAGGCACUAAAGUUUGCCCAAUUGCAUGGUCUACAUAGUACUUAUAUAGUACUUUGCACCAGGGUGGAUAAGAAUUUAUUUAUAAAUAAAUAAAAAAAUCAGAUUUUUUAUUGAAAUCAGAUUGUUUUUAUUUUUAUCAUAUUUAUUUUAAUAAAAUGCUUUUGGAGUAAAAAUCUAUCUAAAGGUAGUUUUCUAUUUAAGAUACAUUAAUAGCUUAGUUUAUUCAGCAUGAAAUGGAACUUAGUUAUGUAACAUGAGGCUGUAUAUUUUUCAAUAAUUACAUUUUUGGUAAACUCAUUCAAUGAAUCCAACUUCUGCAAGCUGAGAUAAUAGGCACUCUAAAUAGGAAACUCAUUUUGUUUGUAAAUAAUAACAAAGCUUCUAACUACCAGCAAGAAUGAGUCCUUACAUUUAAAAAGCACCUGUCAUUUCAGAUCCAUCAAGGCAGUGCCUGUUAGCAGGCAUCCCCUCACCUGCAGCCUACCAUGUCCCUUACCUUAUUGUGUCACUGCUGCAUCACCAGCCGUCCCAUUAAAGUGAAUGGGACUGUUGGCAAUAACAACGGGUCAGAGGAGGAGCUGCUGUGGGACAGAGAUGACAGUUUCUCUUUAAAAAUUAUGAUUUAAAUCAAGUUGAUUUAAAUCAACUCCACCCUGCUUGGCACUGAUUUCUGCAAAGGUGGGGAUGGGGCUUUUGUGCAUUCUUUUCCAGGGAUGAAGACUUACUCUGCAGACAUUUGCCCUUUAAAUAUUCUGCCUGGUGGAGUAUUUAUUCCCUAUGUUUUGUAUCUGUAUUUUCCUCUCCUCUGCCCUGGCCCAAAAAAUAAAGGAAAUGUUUGAAGACUACAUAUAAUGUAUAUGUGUGUGCAUGCACACACAUGAUAUAUAGUUAGCUAGUAUAACACCACAGAAUCAAGACUAAACAAGAGUCAGAAGGUCUAAAGUCUUUUCAUUUUUUAUCAUGAGUUAUAUCUUCUAAAAAUUGGUUUCUUAAAAAAUCUGAACAGAAGGUUGAUCUUCAGACUGUAAUCUCCCAAAUAUACAGAAAACACACCACAAAUUAUUGCAGUGCUUCUAAUUUAAUAGAAAAAUGUGUUGAGAUGUGAUAAAGUGAACAUGUGAUCUAGGAAAAGACUUGUAUUAAAGUGUUCACAUCCUUUUAUAUUGAAACAUAUUUUCCAAAUCCUGAUUAAUUCAAUAUUUGUGUAUGAAAAUACUGUUCUUAUAUAUUUCAGUAGUAGUAGUAUAUAUAAUGUAUAAAUGACAUAUUCAACAUUCAGUGGAACUAUGCUUUAACUUUCUUUCUAUAGUGAUAUAGCUAACUAGUUGUCAUCAAAUUCUUCUUGCUCUCUGAUGAUUGUAUGAAAAAAUUCUAAACAUUUUAACCUAAAUGGCAACAGUCCCCAGUUCUUCCAAAGACUUUAUAGGGAUGUUCAUGAUUUGAUCCUAUCCUGUAUUUUCCACUUGCUCUAUUUUCUUCAAUCUUAUUAAACCUAUAUAAUGUUCACAGGACUUGAUAUUACUUAUCAAUUGCAGGACAAUCCUGUCAUACAGGAAUUAGGAAAUAAAAAUAGAUUUUAACAAGCUCCUGUAAACUCCAGAAGAAUGGUAGUAGGAAUCCAUUUAAAAUGAAAUUAUUUAAAUAGUGGGAUAUGUUAGGAAGAAAUAACUAUUUUAAGAAAAGCCACUUUUAAACCAAAGCAGAACUUCUUAGAAUUCUAGUUCUCUAGCUAAUUUAAGACCUUGAUACAAAAAGAACCAAUAUUUCCUUGUGAAUAUUUCACUAUUGUGUGCAAAAAUAUUUAUUGUCUGGAAUGUUUGCUUUACUGCCAACCAACUUCAUCAUUCUAUACUUAAUUAGAAAACCCUGAAGAAAAAUAAACAAAAUGAACAAGAGGUCCUUUCCUACCCAGAAUUCUGGUUGUUUUCUGUAUAGUCAACAUGGUAUGGAAAGUCCACUUCCCCAUUAUCCAAAUUUAUCAGUUGUGUUGAACAUAAACCCGCAAAAGUCAAAACUUGGUUACUUUGGAAAGUUGAUUUUUUUAAAAAUCAGGAUCCCCUAGUAAUGUCAGGAAUUUAGAUGGCUGAAUUGGUAGUGGAACAUGGUUCCUGGGGAAAAUUUUAGAUUAUUUUGCAUCUCAUUGUACUUUGGUGAAUGUAGUUGGUUAAACCGACUCACCGACCCGUGCGCUCUCAUAGAGAGGGACUCCUCAGGGUGCCGUCAGCGAGGCAAUGUCGUCUGGCGACGCCCAGGAGAAGGGCCUUCUCUGUGGGGGCUCCCACCCUCUGGAACGAACUGCCCCCAGGACUUCGUCAGCUUCCGGACCUUCGGACCUUCCGCCGCGAGCUUAAAACAUACUUAUUUAAUUGCGCAGGACUGAGCUAGAUUUUAAUUUAUGGGUUUUAAAUUGGGUUUUAUUCUUAUAUUUUUAAUUAUUAGGCUUUUAGAAUAAGUUUUUUAAUUGUUUUUAGACUGUAUUUAUCUGUUUUUAAAUGCCUGUAAACCGCCCUGAGUCCUUUGGGAGAUAGGGCGGUAUAUAAAUAUGAAUAAUAAAUAAAUAAAUAAAUAAAUAAAC
This is a messenger RNA of Ahaetulla prasina, 6350 nucleotides long. It is a transcript of the gene KTI12, whose product is annotated as KTI12 chromatin associated homolog. The transcript has a single exon. The record is from RefSeq and is a predicted model, not a curated record. NCBI's taxonomy places the organism in Eukaryota, Metazoa, Chordata, Lepidosauria, Squamata, Colubridae. The coding region runs from base 136 to 903 and encodes 255 amino acids.